GAUGCGUAAGUUGAAGUAUGCGACAAGUGUGGAGAAGAAGAACUCUCUCAACUGUGACCUGGAGAAGGGGCAGAAAUGCAUGCUGUCCAAACUACAAGUUCUGGUUCGUCACUUCAAAGAUGUCGACAAAGUUGAGAAGAUGAACCUCUACUACUCCUACUCCAAAGUCAACUUUUCUCUACAGCAACUGCAGUCAGCCGAAGAAGCUGGAAACAACGGCUGGUUCUGGAAUGUUGGGUUUUUCUCCAAACCAAAAUCGGAACAGAAAAUCAGCCUGGAAGCACUGGGGCAUUUCUUCAUCCAGUAUACAUCACAGGAACAAGACCGCGAAUUUUACCGACAAGUGGUCAACAUGAUUGACCCGGAGAGAGAUCUUGACGCGCCAAAGCGAUUUGGUCAAAACGACUUGAAACCAGAGAACUCAGGAGAAAAUAAUUCAGAAGAAAAGUGAAAAGAAUGAGUUAUUCCUAAUGGAUAUGAGUUAUUUCUAAUUGUUCGCGGACAAUGGAUUUAAAAAAAAACCGAUCCUAUUUCAGUUAUUUGAUGCUUAGACUAGCCUGCUUGAAUCGUAGAGUGACGCUCUGAAUGUCAUGUUUAAUUUGAGUGUCAUGAAACUGUUGAUCGUUUGAAAUAGUUCAGCGUAUUUAAAGCACGAUUAAAAUCAAUUUUUUAUAGAAAAAUUUAGCAUGCUUUUCGAAAGGUCUAUUUCGAGAUUUCUUUAGACAAGCAUCUGAGACCAAAUUAACAUCCUCCCCCCCCCCCCCCCCAAGCCCGGUUUAGAAGGAGGAUGUUAACUUGGUUCUCAGUUCGAAACUUAGAGCAUUUUACAUGUGCGGUGCUACGCAAUUUUUUUUUAAUUUGAGCGCUGGCAGUGAGAAGGGAUCUUUGAGGGUAGGAUGCUAAUUUGAUG
This is a messenger RNA of Symsagittifera roscoffensis, 910 nucleotides long. RefSeq lists its product as uncharacterized. The transcript is spliced from 3 exons. The record is from RefSeq and is a predicted model, not a curated record. The coding region runs from base 2 to 451 and encodes 149 amino acids. Lineage: Eukaryota; Metazoa; Xenacoelomorpha; Acoela; Convolutidae.